Messenger RNA from Dendroctonus ponderosae (mountain pine beetle), 1314 nucleotides. RefSeq names its product proline-rich protein PRCC. Gene Ontology annotation, cellular component: nucleus. The coding region runs from base 97 to 1224 and encodes 375 amino acids. Lineage: Eukaryota; Metazoa; Arthropoda; Insecta; Coleoptera; Curculionidae. The transcript is spliced from 7 exons. The record is from RefSeq and is a predicted model, not a curated record.
UGAAACCACAAAAUAUCACCCCUAGGAGGUAUGUUCUGUGGCUGAAACAUAGAUAAAGACAGGACAGGCACGUUGAAGGGUUAGUUUUUGUCAUAGAUGUUUUUGUGUCAUGUAAACAAAAAAUUGGAAACGAAAUUGUUUAGUUAUUCCUGCCUAGUAUCACUUUGUGAUUGGUUGUUUAAUUUUUCGACUCUCACAAUGGCAUUGGUUGCUUAUGAAUACAGUAGCGGCGAUGAAGCCAUCACUGACGAGGAAGUUGAGUCCAGUGGCUCUAAAGUGGUCCUUUCAAAAUCAGACGAAGACCCAAGUCCCACUCAAUCUGAUGCUGAAAUCCCUGUAGCACCGAGUCUCUUUGCCCAGCUGCCCCAAGUCAAGGCAAAUGAGGUUACUGUUUCUGAAGAAAGCGACCAUUUGGAGGAUUUCAUCCCCACAGUGAAGACGAUCAAAGAAAAGAAAAAAGUACAAAUCACUAUUCCCUCCUUGUCGGAGUUUGACGAUCUCAACUUUGAAGAACCUAUGAUAAAACGGCCGAAACCCUCUGAGAAGGGCAGCGGUUUAUUGAGUCUGUUGCCUCCAGUACAAGGUGUGUCCAAAUCGAGCACCAUGUUUGUCCCCAAUACAGUGAAGAAGAACACCGUAACACCUACCAGCUCCAAAGCCUUAAUACCACGAUCUGUGAAGACAGCUCCAGUUCAGCCCAAGACUGUGAAAGUGAAAGGCGCAGUUGAUAGCGAUAGUGACACGGAUACCGAAGAAAUUCCAAUUCCCGACACGUUUGAUGACCAGAUGUGGGAGAAAGUGUGCGGCAGGCCGAAGCAACCGCCUAAACCGGCCGUAGUUGAAGUGGAUGAACGAGCUACAGCUGAAGCAGAGGCAUUCUCAAUUGCGCCAGUACCAGAAAAGCCCUACGACGGCCUGGAUAAUGUGGCGUUCAAGGAGCUGGUGGGCAAAACGAAAAGACCUAUCGGCAACAUCAAGCUGAUAGAUAUCAACGAAGACGAAAUACUGCCGGAUAGAGAUCUAUGGCUGACGAAAUCCCUGACUGACCCCGAAUUGGCUCCGAAACCAGCACCUACAGACGAGGACAUGGAUCCGGCCAAAAAGAAGCGGCAUCACAUCACUUAUCUGGCUCAACAAGCCAAGGCGAAUGAGCAGGAAUUGAAGGCCACUUGGGCUACCAGCAAGAAUAACAGGAUGAUGAGCCGUGCGAAAUACGGCUUUUGAUCAAUAUUUGCCAAAGUAUGAGAAUGUAUCAGGUGAGCAUAUUUAUGCUGUUAAUUUUUUAGGCAGUAUUUAAUAAAGUGUUUGAUUAAA